UGAUGUUCAUUCAGUGAAUUAUGAUCAUUUAGAGUCAAAUAGACCAUAAAGCACUGGAUGUAUUGGGGGGAGGGGGGUACCACAGUGUGAUUGACAUCUACUACCGUCCAAUGGGUACUCCUGGUUUCAGAAACCAAGAUGGUGCUGAACAACAAACUGAGGCUUUAAAACUGCAGCUCAUCGACCAACAGGUGACGUUGAUCCUGUGACAGUUAAACAUGUGUUCUGUCUUUACAGGAAACGUGUGUUUCAAAAGAUGUCACACAUCUCAGCUCUGUGUGGUCUAUAAAGCUGCUUUCACACAUGCACAAACAUUUGUGUUUGUUUGACUCGCACACACACACACACACACACACACACACACACAGACAGGAGAUGCAGAUCAUGAUGCAAUGCAAUGGUUUCUUUACAGGAGAAGCUUUUUAUCGUUCCAGUUGAUAAAAUCUGAGGUGGAUCCAGAGUCUGUCUCCUCCCACACUUCCUCCCUUUCCUCCUCCUCCUCCUCCUCCUCCUCCUCUUCCUCCUCCUACUCCUCCUCAUUCUUAAACCAACAGUGGCUGUGACUCUGAGCAGCUCCUCAUCCUCUAUCACCAUCAUCAUCAGGUUAGCCCCGCCCCUUCAUACGUCCUCCUCCUAUCACCAAUCAUGACCCACGAUGCCAGUUCUUGUCUCUGGUUGGACGAUUUGGGCUGUCAAUCACUGAGCUCUGCUUAUGUCCCGCCCCCACUUUUCCAAUCCUCAUAUGGUCACAAUCCUCUGACCAGGCCCCCACCCUACCUCUCCUCAACACCUGGAUGGAGCAGUUACUCCUCCCCCUCUGCUGAUUGGGUGUCACCUGUCAGUCUGUCAUGGCCGCAGCCAGAACAGCGUGAGUGUGUGAGCUGUGAGACCAACAGUGCCCCCCUGUGGAGAAGAGACGCCACUGGUCGUCACCUGUGUAACACCUGCAGCGUCCAACAGGAAGUCAGCAACAGACCCCUGCUGAGACCCAAGAGAAGAAGUUCGGUGACUCAGCAAAGAGAAAGUCAGUGUGUGAACUGUGACACAGAAACUACGACACUGUGGAGGAGAAACUCUGCAGGACAACCAGUGUGUAACGCCUGUGGACUGUACUUCAAACUGCACCAGAUCAACAGGCCUCUGACGAUGAAAAAAGACAGAAUCCAAACCAGGAACCGCAGAGUGACCAAUAAGAACAAGAGGAGAGGUGGCCAAUCAGAGCCUGAGUUGUCCAGGCUGGUCCCUCCCCCUGCGGACACCUCGUGUCAAUCAUCCCUCUCACAGCUGCUGAACCUGAGCUAAUGUUUUAAUAAAGUGUUCUUCAUCUCAGAGACGAUUAGAACACAAACAUCCUGAUAACAGAUCAGAAUCUCACUUCCU
This is a messenger RNA of Platichthys flesus (European flounder), 1380 nucleotides long. RefSeq names its product GATA binding protein 1b (gene gata1b). Gene Ontology annotation, molecular function: RNA polymerase II cis-regulatory region sequence-specific DNA binding; zinc ion binding; DNA-binding transcription factor activity, RNA polymerase II-specific. The transcript has 5 exons. The record is from RefSeq and is a predicted model, not a curated record. Bases 646 to 1302 code for a protein of 218 amino acids. NCBI's taxonomy places the organism in Eukaryota, Metazoa, Chordata, Actinopteri, Pleuronectiformes, Pleuronectidae. Gene Ontology annotation, biological process: cell fate commitment; negative regulation of transcription by RNA polymerase II; positive regulation of transcription by RNA polymerase II.